Molecule: messenger RNA, 3170 nt
Organism: Marmota flaviventris (yellow-bellied marmot)
Lineage: Eukaryota; Metazoa; Chordata; Mammalia; Rodentia; Sciuridae
Source: RefSeq, a predicted model, not a curated record
GGCCAGGCGGGCAGUGCCAAAGCCGGGGAGCCCAGGGCUGGGGGGAGGGCCGGGGACAGCCCGGCCCUGCCCCCUCCCCUGCAGGGCGCCCAGCAACUUCGGAGGAAAGUUUGGCCUCGGUGGCGCGGUGGGGCCGGAGGAUGGGCAGGGCGCUGGCCUGGUGCUUGGUGCUGUGCUGCUGGGGGUGCGCGACCCCCGAGGGUGACAAAGGCUGAGGCUGAUAAUCCCUUUGUGGGGAGUCCAGGGAACAUCACUGGUGCCCGAGGAAUGGUGGGGACCCUUCGGUGUGAGCUCCAGGUUCAGGGGGAGCCCCCGGAGGUGACCUGGCUUCAGAAUGGACAGAUCCUAGAGCUGGCAGACAGCACCCAAACCCAGGUGCCCCUGGGCGAAGACUGGGACGAUGAAUGGAAAGUGGUCAGCCAACUCAGAAUCGAAUCCCUGCAGCUUACAGAUGCCGGGCAGUACCAGUGUGCGGUGGCUCUGGGCGGACAGACCUUCAUGUCCCAGCCUGGCUACAUAGGGCUGGAAGGCCUGCCUUACUUCCUGGAAGAGCCGGAAGACAGGAUUGUGACAGCUAACACCCCCUUCAACUUGAGCUGCUGGGCCCAGGGACCCCCAGAACCUGUGAAUCUACUUUGGCUCCAGGAUGCUGUCCCCCUGAGCCUGGACAUGGCCCACAGCCCCCAGCACAACCUGCAUGUCCCAGGCCUGAACAAGACAUCUUCUUUCUCCUGCGAAGCCCAUAAUGCCAAGGGGGUCACCACAUCCCGCACAGCCACCAUCACAGUGCUUCCCCAGCGGCCCCGUGACCUCCACCUGAUUUCCCGCCAGCCCACAGAGCUGGAGGUGGCUUGGACCCCAGGCCUGAGUGGCAUCUACCCUCUCACUCAUUGCACCCUACAGGCUGUGCUGUCAGACGACAGGGUGGGUGUCUGGCUGGGAGAGCCGGACCCCCCGGAGGAGCCCCUCAUCUUGCAGGCAUCUGUGCCCCCCCACCAGCUUCGGUUGAGCAGACUCCACCCUCACACCCCUUAUCAUAUCCGGGUGUCCUGCACCAGCAGCCAGGGCCCCUCACCCUGGACCCACUGGCUCCCCGUGGAGACACCAGAGGGAGUGCCCCUGGGUCCCCCUGAGAACGUUAGCGCCAUGCGGAAUGGGAGCCAGGCCCUCGUGUGUUGGCAGGAGCCAAGGGCGCCCCUGCAGGGCACCCUGUUAGGGUACCGGCUGGCGUAUCGAGGCCAGGACACCCCAGAGGUGCUAAUGGAUGUAGGGCUAAAGCAAGAGGUGACCCUGGAACUGCGGGGGGACGGGGCUGUGCCUAACCUGACGGUGUCUGUGGCAGCCUACACCGCUGCUGGGGAUGGGCCCUGGAGCCUCCCUGUGCCCCUGGAACCCUGGCGCCCAGGGCAAGGACAGCCAAUCCACCAGCUGGUGAGUGAACCCCCAGCUCCUGCCUUCUCGUGGCGCUGGUGGUAUGUACUGCUGGGAGCAAUUGUGGCUGCUGCCUGUGUCCUCAUCUUGGCCCUGUUCCUUGUCCACCAGCGAAAGAAGGAGACCCGCUAUGGAGAGGUGUUUGAGCCAACAGGGGAGAGAGGUGAACUCGUAGUCAGGUACCGUGCGCGCAAGUCCUACAGUCGCCGGACCACCGAAGCCACCCUGAACAGCCUGGGCAUCAGCGAGGAGCUGAAGGAGAAGCUGCGGGACGUGAUGGUGGACCGGCAUAAGGUGGCCCUGGGGAAGACCCUGGGAGAAGGGGAGUUCGGAGCUGUGAUGGAGGGCCAGCUCAACCAGGACGACUCCAUCCUCAAGGUGGCUGUGAAGACCAUGAAGAUUGCCAUCUGCACAAGAUCAGAGCUGGAGGAUUUCCUGAGUGAAGCCGUGUGCAUGAAGGAAUUCGACCACCCCAACGUCAUGAGGCUCAUUGGCGUCUGUUUCCAAGGUUCCGAACGAGAAGGCUUUCCAGCACCUGUGGUCAUCUUGCCAUUCAUGAAACACGGAGACCUGCACAGUUUUCUCCUUUAUUCUCGGCUUGGGGACCAGCCAGUGUUCCUGCCCACUCAGAUGCUGGUGAAGUUCAUGGCAGACAUUGCCAGUGGCAUGGAGUAUCUGAGUACCAAGCGAUUCAUACACCGGGACCUGGCCGCCAGGAACUGCAUGCUGAACGAGAACAUGUCCGUGUGCGUGGCAGACUUUGGGCUCUCUAAGAAGAUCUACAACGGGGACUACUACCGUCAGGGACGCAUUGCCAAGAUGCCCGUCAAGUGGAUCGCCAUCGAGAGCCUGGCUGACCGAGUCUACACCAGCAAGAGCGACGUGUGGUCCUUUGGGGUGACAAUGUGGGAGAUUGCCACGCGGGGUCAGACCCCCUAUCCAGGAGUGGAGAACAGUGAGAUUUAUGACUACCUGCGCCAGGGAAACCGCCUGAAGCAGCCCGUGGACUGUCUGGACGGCCUGUACGCGCUGAUGUCCCGGUGCUGGGAGCUGAACCCUCGAGACCGGCCAAGUUUUACAGAGCUACGGGAAGACCUCGAGAACACGCUGAAGGCCCUGCCCCCUGCCCAGGAACCUGACGAAAUCCUCUAUGUCAACAUGGAUGAAGGCGGAGGUCCUCCUGAACCCCCUGGAGCUGCUGGAGGAGCUGACCCCCCAACCCAGCCUGACCCUAAGGAUUCCUGUAGCUGCCUCACUGCAGCCGAGGUCCAUCCUGCUGGACGCUACGUCCUUUGCCCAUCUACAGCCCCUGGCCCCUCUGCGCCUGCUGACAGGAGCUCUCCGUCACCCCCAGGGCAGGAGGAUGGAGCCUGAGACAAUCCUCCACCUAGAACUCCCUCUCAGGACCCAAGCUAGGCACUGCCACUGGGGGAACCUUACCCCCCACUUUUCCACUCCAGGCCUUAUCCCCAACUGUAGUCCUCUUCCUACCCUUCCCACCCUCAUCCCAGACAGACCCUUCCUUUUCUCUGCACCGUAAAAUCCUCAUCCCUAAGAGGCCAUGUUUGAACUGCAAUCUCUAAGGGCCCAUCCUCCCUCCCCCCCAGGUCUGACAUUCCAAGAAUCUAGAUUCCUAUGUUUAAGGAGCCUAGAUUCAAAGAUUCUAGGUCUCAAAGAUGCUAUGAGUCUUGGGUUCUAAGGACCUGAAAUCCAAAGUCUCUAAAUAGUGCUGAGAGUCU